GUCACACUCCAAACGCACUCCAACCACGGAAUAUAAACAUUUGACAGAGAUUUGACACAAUCCAAUUUGGAGGCCAAUGAAAACACACGCACACCAUCACACAUCCGUCGUACUGACACAUCGACUUCGUUUGACAAGCAAUACAGGCAAUUUGCAUGUUUAUCGCAAAUUCACGUAAAAAAAAUCGUUCUAGAGUGUAUUAAGUGCUGCAGUAAAAAUGCGUACGAAUGUGUCAUUCAAUUGAUUUAAUUGAUUCAGUUUAUUUCUUUUAAUUGAACGGUCUCGAACGAAUCGUAGCAUUCAAACGGUAUAUGCUUACAUUUGGCAGCAUCCAAAUCAGUUGGUGUUAAAUUUGGAUUUUAUUCGCAUUUUAUUUAUUUUAAUGUUCUUUCGAACGCUGUAAAACAGAUUUUAUUUGCAAGUACCACAUAAUGGCUUUUAUCGUAAACGACGUCGAAUUGUCACCGGGACCAAAGACUCUUUUGUUUGACAAACACAUCGAAUACAUUGCCAACCAUGGAAACGAUCAAAAUGACUACGAAUAUUGCAUGACGGAAUUUUUACGAAUGUCUGGCAUUUACUGGGGAGUUACCGCGCUCGAUCUCACCGACCAUCUGGAUAAAAUUGACCAAGAUUCAAUCGUUGAAUUUAUCAAAAAAUGCCAUUGUCCCGUGUCUGGGGGAAUUUCACCGUGUGAAGGCCAUGAUCCACAUGUUUUGUACACACUGAGCGCUGUUCAGAUUUUGUGUAUUUAUGACCGUUUGCAUGAGAUCGACUUAGAAGCAGUGGCCAAAUAUGUGAGCGGACUACAACAACCAGAUGGCAGUUUCUUUGGUGAUAAAUGGGGCGAAGUUGAUACACGAUUCUCAUUUUGUGCUGUGGCCAUUUUGACACUGAUUAAAAAAAUGGAUGUGAUCAAUUUACCAAAAGCAAUUGAGUUCGUGAUGUCUUGUUGCAAUCCAGAUGGUGGAUUUGGUUCAAAGCCUCACGCCGAAAGCCAUGCUGGUUUGAUUUAUUGCUGCGUUGGAUUUCUGUCAUUAACCCAGCAACUGCAUCGUAUUGAUACUGAAAAACUAUGCUGGUGGUUAUGCGAGCGUCAGCUGCCCAGCGGUGGUCUAAAUGGGCGUCCAGAGAAGCUACCAGAUGUUUGUUACUCUUGGUGGGUUCUGUCAUCACUGACCAUCAUGGGCCGAUUACAAUGGAUUAAAGCUGAUCAACUCGAACAGUUCAUCUUGUCUUGUCAGGACAACGAAACUGGUGGCUUCAGUGAUCGUACCGGCAAUCUACCCGACAUUUUCCAUACACUCUUCGGCUUGGCCGCUUUAUCCUUACUGAAAGCCGACAAACGCCUUAAACCAAUUAAUGCCACACUUUGCAUGCCACAGUACGUCAUCGAUCGGCUCAGUAUUAAGCCACAAAGUUUAUAAUUCAAUGUAAUUUAUGUAAAUUUGGGCAUAGUUUAGAAGAAAUGUAUCGAAUUCCAUUAGAGUUGGAUUUAAUCGCAUUCGCUCAUUUUAUUUCGACUAUUUUCGUUGGAACUAUUUCUAUCGGUGGAUGACAAUAGUCAAAAGAACUCGAAAAUAGUGUAAUCAAACAAAUAAUACAAAUUCCAAAUAACAAAUCGAUUAUAAUGAAAUUAUUUCAAAUAUUAUAUAAAAACCAAGAGGUUUACGAGAAAUGAAGAAUAAAAAUAAAGACGAGAUAUGAAACA
Messenger RNA from Sitodiplosis mosellana (orange wheat blossom midge), 1711 nucleotides. RefSeq names its product geranylgeranyl transferase type-2 subunit beta (gene betaggt-II). Gene Ontology annotation, biological process: protein geranylgeranylation. Gene Ontology annotation, cellular component: Rab-protein geranylgeranyltransferase complex. Lineage: Eukaryota; Metazoa; Arthropoda; Insecta; Diptera; Cecidomyiidae. The coding region runs from base 432 to 1427 and encodes 331 amino acids. The record is from RefSeq and is a predicted model, not a curated record. Gene Ontology annotation, molecular function: Rab geranylgeranyltransferase activity. The transcript has 6 exons.